Molecule: messenger RNA, 2544 nt
Organism: Symbiodinium sp. CCMP2592
Lineage: Eukaryota; Dinophyceae; Suessiales; Symbiodiniaceae
Source: the annotation of a GenBank genome assembly
AUGGAGCCCAUGGAGGCUGAAACAGACGCCCGAUGGCAGAUCCUACGGGGUCGCAGGCGAAGAGAACGCAGAAGAGGCGGCCGAUGGGUUGUAGCCGUUGGCAGCUGCGUCUGCGUUGGCUCGGCCUCCGAAGGCUUCAGCGUGGCCGGCCAUGGCCCGGGGAGCCCAAGGAGGAGAUGGGCUCCACUUGCUGGUGCUUCGGCCAUCCAAGGUCCGGUAGCUGCCGCGGCUCCGAAGCGAUCAGGUUGGGGUCGGAACGGCUUGGUCGCCCUGGCCUUCUUCGGCCUUUUCGAAGGGAGUGAUGUCGCAGAGCGCAGGCAAUCAGGCAAAAAAAGCAAAGCGCAGAAGGUGAAGGGACGAAAGACGGACCACGACGACUUGAAGCAGUGGUUGCUGAAGGAGACGACGCAGCAUGAAGCUUCAUGGAGAAGGACAACGUCAGAGUGGUGGGAUGGCCUGGUCAAUGGGCCGUCAUCCCAUGUAGAGCUCAUCAGGCAGCGGAAACCUCCAAGCGAGGAGGUGCAGGCCAUGUCAAGUGAGGAGGGUCACGAGGAUGAGGAUGCGACAAAAGGCAUCUUGAACAUCCUGGCUUCCGUCAAGACUUCGGUGGUUGCAGCCGUGCUUGGCACUGGAAGCGGCCGAUCUGAUGAGGAUGAGGACAACAAGGACCCUCCUGUCGAGGUGGAGGGCGGUGAGGAUUGGUGGCAAUCUGCGCAGGCGGCCCUAGGAAUGGCGGAUGACUCUGACAAAGCAGAGUCUCCUGCAGCCAUGACGGAGGAGACGGAGGAGACGCCUGAAGCGCUGCCGCAGAGGCAGGAAGAGGAAGCAGCGGAGGAGCCAUUGGAGGUGGAGGAAGAGCCCGUGCUGGAGGCCGUCGAUGUGCCAGAGGAUGCGGAUCCUCAAGAGGAUCUGCCGCCACCAGAGCCCCUCGCCGAGGAGGUUCGACCAGCACCCGAAGUGCCCGGGAUGGAAGAUGCGAACCUCGUCGUCUCGGUUGAGAUUGAUCAAAAGAAGCAGAAAGUCUUGAAAGCAGGAGAAGAGGGCGCCACGAACCUGAUGGCCGGCUCCAACCGGCAGAUCCUGGAGGCAAUGGCCCAGGAGGGAUGGGAGGUGGAGGUGGUCAAUGAGUCUGAGAACCUCUACAUGCUCUCAUUGCCGCCCGUGCUCUACGAGGUCAUGGGGAGCACCAUCUCCAUCCCAGCUCCAAAAUUUUUAACGAAGCUGCGUGACACGCGCGACACACCGACCUCCAGUCCUUACCAGGGGAGAAUGGAGGGGGACCUUGUGCUACAGAACGGCGAGGGCAUCUUCACUCUUCAGUUAGGCUUCCCUUUCCGAAACACGCUCACAAUUUCGGCGGCUGGUUGGACAAGGGCCCAAAUCAGCUGGAAGGGCGACGAGAUAGUCGCAACAAACUACGUCGAGGUUGGCAUCAAGCUGCCGAAGGUGCCCGGCCUUACGAACAUCAUGGAGUAUUUUGUCAAGAGUUAUGGAACGCAGUCUACCCAGGACUGCACGGCUGCGCUCGCAAGAGCUGCGGAGGUUGCAAGGCCUCCAGAGACACCGUUGCAAAUCGUCGAAGAAAAGGUGAAGGAGCUCUUCACCCCUCUGACGGGCCCAGAGCCGGAGGAGGCUGAGACGCAGCCGGAGACCGACGCUGAGAGUCCGGCGGAGGUCGGGCUGACUCUGCCUUCGAUGGCCGAAGCUGAGCCAGCUCCCCCUGAGGAGCAAGCUUCAGACGAGGAUCCGCUGCCGCCGGACGUGCCGGGCAUGGAGGAAGCCAACCUCGUCGUCCGAGUCAAGAUAGAUCCCAAGAGACGAUUGGUGGAGGAGCUUGGGGCAGAGGGCGCCACGAACCUGAUGGCCGGCUCCAACCGGCAGAUCCUGGAGGCAAUGGCCCAGGAGGGAUGGGAGGUGGAGGUGGUCAAUGAGUCUGAGAACCUCUACAUGCUCUCAUUGCCGCCCGUGCUCUACGAGGUCAUGGGGAGCACCAUCUCCAUCCCAGCUCCAAGAUUUCUGACUACCCUGCGAACCACCACGGGGAGAGACAGGGGAGAAAGCUCCUACAAGGAUCGGCUGGAGGGAGACCUCGUGCUGCAGAAUGGUGAAAAUAUCUUCACCCUGCAGUUGGGAUUCCCGUUCCGAUCCACGCUCACCAUCUCUGCGGCUGGUUGGACGCGGGCCACAGUUGGCUGGGAUGGUGAUGAGAUCGUCACUUCAAACUAUGUUGAAGUCGGCAUCAAAUUGCCGAAGGUGCCCGGUCUCUCGAACAUUAUGGAAUAUUUCGUGAAGAGCUACGGCACCCAGUCUACCCAGGACUGCACCGAUGCCAUGGCCAGAGCCGCUGCUGUCGCGCGGCCUCCGGAGACCGGCUCCCAGCUGUGUACCCCCCCCCCCCACGCAGAAGCAUCUCAUGCACCACCGAACAGAGAACAGAUUCCCUUUAUCGCGGUCCCCGUCGCACUCGCCGCUAGUGUCGCUGAUUCCUCCGUCUUGUGUGGGAUUAUCGUCCGCAUCAUCAUGAGAAUACUGAGAGCGCAAUGA